GCCAGCGGCUGACAGGCACUUCCGGCCGGGGCCUCCCUCCUCACCGGUUUAGGCUGCCGCCUCCCAGCCCGGCAUUCGCGGCCCCACUGGCCCGACUUCUAAGCUUCAGUUCCCAGGCCAGGCCGUGGAUGCCGGCGGGCUGGGGAGAGCGAAGCGCCAUGCCUCGGGCUUGAUGCUCCGCCCUCUCCUCCAGUCUUCAGUCCUAAGUCUUUGGCCCUCUCCCUCUGCUUUCAGCAGUCUCUCCGCUGGGCGCUGUUGUCGACUCAGACCAGUACCUUCCAACAAGGAUAACUGCGGUCGUCAUGUCCCAGCCGGGGAUACCAGCCUCCGGCGGCUCCCCAACCGGCCUCCAGGCCCAGAACGGGGCCUCUUCGACCUCGGGGUCUCCCUACACCAACGGUCCUGUUCAAAAUGCACUGAUGUCUUCACAAUUGUCAGUGAGUCAAGGAUAUAAUUUCCAGCUUCCAGGAUCCUAUCCUCAUUUAAUACCAGCAAAGACUUUGAAUCCAGUCUCUGGACAGUCUAACUACGGUGGUUCUCAGGGAUCUGGGCAAACUAUUAAUAGACCACCUGUAGCUUCUAAUACAGUGACACCUUCACUCCAUAGUGGUCCUGUUCCUCGAAUGCCACUACCUGCUUCUCAGAAUCCAGCUGCUGCACCGAUGCCUUCUGGUAGCUUUCUUCCUGGAGCCAACAUACCACCACAUUCAAAUUGGCAAUAUAACUAUCCGCCCACAGGAUCACAGACAAACCAUUGUCCUCGUGCAUCAUCCCAACCGACUGCAUUGGGGAGUACAAACUUAACAACAAAUCAUCAGUAUGUUUCUUCUGGAGACCCUUCACUUCAAAACAGCUUCAUAAAAUCAGGUUCAUCACUUCCCUUAAGGAAUCCACCUCUGCCUACCACUUUUCAACCAGGAACUCCUCAUGGGCCCCCUCCACCUAGAGGUCCACCUCCAGUAAGGGACCCCAUGCUCCAGAAUUCACAUAGACCUGCACCCCAGCCUUCAUUUAAUUCAGCUGUCAACCAAGAAGGUAUUACAUCAAAUGCCAAUAAUGGAUCUAUGGCGGUCCAUAGUAGUUAUGAUGAAAUUGAAGGAGGUGGCUUCUUGGCAACACCACAGCUUAUUAAUAAGAAUCCCAAAAUGAGCCGAAGUGUUGGAUAUGCAUAUCCCUCUUUACCACCUGGUUAUCAGAACACAACACCACCUAGUGCAACUGGAAUCCCACCUUCUUCAUUGAAUUAUCCAAGUGGCCCCCAGGCCUUUACUCAGACUCCCUUAGGUGCUAAUCAUUUAACUACAAGCAUGAGUGGAUUAAGUCUACAUCCAGAGGGACUAAGAGUUAUCAAUCUUCUUCAAGAAAGAAAUAUGCUUCCCUCAACACCUUUGCAGCCUCCAGUUCCAAAUUUGCAUGAAGACAUCCAGAAACUCAACUGUAACCCAGAGUUAUUUCGAUGCACACUGACCAGCAUUCCUCAGACUCAGGCCUUACUGAAUAAAGCCAAACUUCCUUUGGGUCUGCUGCUUCAUCCUUUCAAAGAUCUAGUGCAAUUGCCUGUGGUUACCUCCAGUACAAUUGUGAGAUGUCGUUCAUGCAGGACAUACAUUAACCCUUUUGUCAGCUUUCUUGAUCAAAGAAGAUGGAAGUGUAACUUAUGUUACCGAGUCAAUGAUGUACCUGAAGAGUUCAUGUACAAUCCUUUGACAAGAGUUUAUGGAGAACCUCACAGGAGACCUGAAGUUCAAAACGCUACUAUUGAGUUUAUGGCUCCUUCAGAAUACAUGUUACGACCACCACAACCUCCAGUGUACCUCUUUGUUUUUGAUGUGUCUCACAAUGCAGUUGAAACUGGAUACUUGAAUUCAGUUUGCCAGAGUUUGUUAGACAAUCUGGAUUUGCUUCCUGGCAACACUAGAACAAAAAUUGGCUUCAUAACAUUUGACAGUACAAUUCAUUUCUACAGUCUUCAAGAAGGUCUCUCUCAACCUCAGAUGCUAAUAGUUUCAGAUAUUGAAGAUGUUUUUAUACCUAUGCCAGAGAACUUAUUAGUAAACUUAAAUGAAAGUAAAGAGCUUGUUCAAGAAUUACUGAAAACUUUGCCACAAAUGUUUACCAAGACUCUGGAGACCCAGAGUGCCUUGGGUCCUGCACUUCAGGCUGCCUUUAAGCUGAUGUCCCCAACUGGUGGUCGAAUGUCCGUCUUUCAAACACAGCUCCCAACUCUUGGAGUGGGAGCCCUGAAGCCACGAGAGGAACCCAACCAAAAAUCAUCUGCUAAGGAAAUACACCUGACACCUUCUACUGACUUCUAUAAGAAAUUAGCAUUGGACUGUUCUGGUCAGCAGAUAGCUGUUGACUUGUUCCUUCUCAGUGGACAAUAUUCUGAUUUGGCUUCUCUGGGGUGUAUUUCUCGGUACUCAGCAGGUAGUGUCUAUUACUAUCCUUCUUACCAUCACCAGCACAACCCAGUCCAAGUACAGAAAUUACAGAAGGAACUACAGAGAUACCUCACUCGGAAAAUUGGCUUUGAGGCAGUUAUGAGGAUUCGAUGCACUAAAGGUCUUUCCAUUCAUACUUUCCAUGGGAACUUCUUCGUUAGGUCAACAGACUUACUCUCUUUGCCCAAUGUCAAUCCUGAUGCUGGGUAUGCAGUACAGAUGUCAGUAGAAGAAAGUCUUACUGACACUCAAUUGGUUUCUUUUCAGUCAGCACUCUUGUACACAUCAAGCAAAGGUGAAAGAAGAAUUCGUGUCCAUACUUUGUGUUUGCCAGUAGUUUCGACUCUAAAUGAAAUCUUUCUUGGAGCUGAUGUUCAAGCAAUUUCGGGGUUAUUGGCCAAUAUGGCUGUUGACAGGUCCAUGACUGCCAGUCUGAGUGACGCCCGAGAUGCUCUAGUGAAUGCCGUCAUUGACUCUCUUGCAGCUUACCGAUCUUCAGUCUUAAGUAACCAGCAGCCUGGACUCAUGGUUCCUUUCUCUUUGAGACUUUUUCCACUUUUUGUAUUGGCUCUCCUUAAACAGAAAUCAUUCCAGACUGGGACAAAUGCUCGUCUAGAUGAACGCAUCUUUGCUAUGUGUCAAGUGAAAAAUCAGCCCUUGGUUUACCUUAUGCUUACAACACAUCCCACUUUGUAUAGAGUUGACAAUCUCUCUGAUGAGGGAGCACUCAACAUCAAUGACAGAACCAUACCUCAGCCUCCUAUCCUUCAACUCUCUGUGGAGAAGCUGAGUAGAGAUGGGGCUUUCCUCAUGGAUGCAGGCUCUGUACUGAUGCUUUGGGUUGGAAAAAAUUGUGCACAAAAUUUUCUCACUCAAGUUUUAGGAGUUCAAAACUAUGCAUCAAUUCCACAGACUAUGACAGACCUUCCAGAACUUGAUACACCAGAAUCUGCCAGAACAGUAGCUUUUAUCUCCUGGCUUAGAGAGCAAAGACCAUUUUUCCCAGUACUUUACAUAAUAAGGGAUGAAAGUCCAAUGAAAGCAAACUUCCUUCAAAACAUGGUAGAAGACAGAACAGAAUCUGCGUUAUCAUAUUAUGAAUUCCUCUUGCAUAUUCAGCAACAAGUAAAUAAAUGAACAAAUGAAGAAAUUUGACUUAGUUAUUGCUAAGGAAAUCACAAAGCAGAAUUCCUGGGAAUGUGUAAUACCUUCCUUUUCUAUUUUAAUUUGUAAACUAAUGUGAUGAUUAAGAUGUUUUCACUGUGAUUUCAACAAACUAUAGCAAAUAAAGGACUACAGCAGAGACUCAAACAUAAAACUCUGAAAAUACUGUAUUUUUCAAAUCAAAAUAUAUCUACAUAUGAUUGGAUACCUUUUUUCCUUUGCUGCCAAUUAUGUUCAAGUUGUUACAGAUUGAAAUAAGGAAAAGAUAUUAUAGAGGUAAAGUACAUUUUGUAAAAUAAAGACUUCUGUGUUCCACAUGUAUAUUUUUUAUUUUUCUGAGUUUUUGGCUGCUACAUUUAAAACCUCAUGAGACUACGUGUUGGAGGGAAGUUAUGAAUCCAUUAAUAAUGAUCUUUUUACAAUUGGGAAAUCCAAAAGUAAAUAGAAUGUAGAAGAGCUAGAAUUCCAUACCCCAUACUGUUUUGUUUUAUUUUUAAAGAAAAGUAUCAUCAUGUUAAAUUAAACAGGCAAACUAACUGUAGUCUAUCUUGAGAAGAAUAUGAAGUAACACAUUCAAGCUUUAAAAUCUGUCAGUAUUCUCUAUACUUGAAGAACAAAAUCACUUUGAUUUGAAGUGAAAGAUGUAAUUAGGUGGUUCUCUGAUUUGGCUGCAGAUGACUUGGACAUACUGUUUUCUUUGCAAUGAAAAGAAUUUGAGCUGUCUUCAUAAAUAUUGGGACUGGCAAUGAUAAUAGGGAAAUGAGAAAUUUAGUUAUCUUGAUCCUUUAGGUGUGCUUUUAUUUGGUACAUUUCUGCUCCGUGAUAUAUAAUAAAAGUGCUUUUCUGGUGAAAUGAGGAUGAAUGAAAGAAGUUAAAGGUUUCUAAAAUGUUAUGUCAAAUGCAUCAGUAACAUUUUUCUAAGAAGUUUGAUAAUUAAAUUGGGAUAUUAUUAUUCUGGGAUAUUAAAACCUAUUAAAGCAUGAAUGCUGCUGUUUGAUUUGGUGAAUAUUAAGAUUACACAAAUCCAAUAUAUUGAAGUUAUAAAAGAAACUUGGUUGCUGAACAUGCUCAAAAGACUGCUUUUUUGAUUCAGCUAGAGAAUAUAAUCAAAACUUACUGAGCAGAUUUUGUUUACAAACAGGUAAAUUACAUCUGUGUAUUUACAGUGCUGUGAUAUAAUUAAUAUCUUUAAGAGUUUGGCUCAGUUUUCACCGAUUCAUCUUGUCUCGUAUGAACUUCUUAAAAAGAUAAUGUACAUGUAUAAUACUUGAUGAAAAGACUUUUGGUUUUUGUUUUAAUAGGUUACAAAAUGUGUUUACAAUCUUGGUCUUACAUGAUCACCAAUGAAUAGUAACUUUCAGGUUUACAUCCAUGUGGGCUGACUUAACUGAAUUGUUUGGUGUGGGGAAGAAGCAAAUCCCUCUAGAGUACACAACUACUACUUGCCAGCUGGAUUAGAAUAAUUGUGUUUAUGAAAAUACCAUCUCUUUAAGCAGUGUUAAGAUUCGUUUUCAACCUGGGUGCGGAGGUGCAUGCCUGUAAUCCCAGCAGUUUAGGAGGCUGAGGCAGGAGGAUCUUGAAUUCAAAGCCAGCCUAAGCAAAAGCUAGCUCAGUGGCUGAGUGUCCCUGAGUUCAAUCCCUGGUCCUUCCCCUCAACACCCAGCCUCCCGCAAAAAAAAAAAAAAAGAAUCAUUUUCAGUGUGCAAGUGGUACAUUGAAUUGGAAGGUUUCUUGAAAGCUCUUUCUUUUGUUAGGAAGCAAUUUUUAAAUUACAGCAAAUUAAAUUUAUAUUUUCCCAUCUUUUUAAGAAACCGUCAUUACACACUGAUGUUUCUUAAAAGAACUAAUUUUUUUACAUUUUAAGAAAUUAAAUGAAUUAUUCAUUUAAUGUAAUUUUAAACUUUUACAUUUAUAAGUUCUUUCUGAAUAGUAAUGAAAAAUCUUCCAGAAGGAAACAUUUGUGCUUCUAGGGAUAAUCUUCCUUGUGCCUCACUACAUCCCUAAGUGGAUAUGACUUGUGUUAUUACCACAUACUUUGUUAGUGUAUUUCAAGAAUUUACUUUGAAAAAUUAUUUUAAAUAUUGUGUAACAUGCAAUUCAGAAUAAUUUUAUAACAGGUCAUAAAAAAACACAUAACUUUAGUUAGGAUUCACAAUAUUUGUUCUCCAGGAUUCACAAUAUUUGUUCUCCAGGUAAUAAGAGAAUGAAUGAAACUUUUGGGAAUAUUGAUAUAUAAAACAAUUAUUCUUUUGCAAUAUGAAUGUGUUUUUUAGUUAGUUUUUUUUUUGUUUGCAGUAAGGCACUAUCUGCCAUUAUCAUCUUGUAUUACUUUUUGAUGUAAAGCAACUAAUAUUUACACUAUACCAUAUUUUUUUUAUUGUAGUUGUAAAUUAUGAAAGAUCCUUGAAUUUUCUACAGAUCUACAACUACUAAAGUAACAGACAAGGGCAAUCUUGGUAUAUAAAUCUGAGCAUGACAGUUCUACCAUAAAAAGUACUCUAUUUUUCUAAUUUCUAGAAUUUUUAAAAUAACAUUUCUGUAAGUCUGACAUACUAAUAUUCACUCAAGCAGUACCAUUUAUUUUAGUUUGCAUAUGUCUUCAUUGUUUUUAAUUUAAUGUAUUGAGUCUAAUAGACUGUUUUGCAAUAAUUAGAAUAAAAGAUUUAUUUCUUCUAAUCAAAGAUGCAUAACAGCUAUUAUCUAGGGGACCACCAAAUGUGAUUUUGAGAUUUUGUUAGCUAUUACAAAUCUAAUCCUUAUAUAGAAAUUUUAAUUUUGUAAAGUAGUGUAUAAUAUUGUAACAUUCAAUUCUUGUUCUCAAUUCAAAUAUGUAUUGAUCUUCAAUGUGCUGUGUUACAUCUUGCUUCUCUAAAAUGUUAGAGACAAGAUUUGUCUUCCUUUUUACAGUUUGUAAUUUUCACUGUUUUAUUCCUGUAAAAAAAAAAAAAAAGAAAAAGUCAUUUGUAACCCAUGCAAACAAUUGUUUGAUCUGUGCUAACUUAUCAAUUUGACUAUUCAAUAAAGUUAAUUGAAAGAGCUUA
Molecule: messenger RNA, 6646 nt
Organism: Ictidomys tridecemlineatus (thirteen-lined ground squirrel)
Lineage: Eukaryota; Metazoa; Chordata; Mammalia; Rodentia; Sciuridae
Gene: Sec24a
Product: SEC24 homolog A, COPII component
Biological process (GO): endoplasmic reticulum to Golgi vesicle-mediated transport; intracellular protein transport; COPII-coated vesicle cargo loading
Cellular component (GO): endoplasmic reticulum exit site; COPII vesicle coat
Molecular function (GO): zinc ion binding; SNARE binding
Source: RefSeq, a predicted model, not a curated record